GCUCUGAGCCAGAGUGGUGGGGGCCCCACCUCCGUGGCCCACAUGGAAGCCAGGAGCUGGGCUCCCAGAAGGUGGCUGUGCCUGCCUGGGGUCAUGCUGCUGGCCUGCAUCUCUCUGUUCAGCUGCCUGCUUGCCUCCAGCGAGGCCAAGGUCUACAGUCGCUGUGAGCUGGCCAGAGCGCUCCAGGACUUUGGUCUGGAUGGGUACCGGGGAUACAGCCUGGCUGACUGGAUCUGCCUUGCUUACUUUGCAAGUGGCUUCAACACAGCUGCUGUGGACCAUGAGGCUGACGGAAGCACCAACAAUGGCAUCUUCCAGAUCAGCAGCCGAAAGUGGUGCAGAAACCUCAACCCCGGCACCCCCAACUUGUGCAAGAUGUACUGCUUCGACUUGUUGAAUCCUAACCUCAAGGAUACUGUUAUAUGUGCCAUGAAGAUAGCCCAAGAGCCCCAGGGUCUGGGCUCCUGGGAGGCCUGGAGGCAUCACUGCCAGGGCAAGGACCUCAGCGACUGGGUGGACGGCUGUGACUACUAG
This is a messenger RNA of Galeopterus variegatus (Sunda flying lemur), 534 nucleotides long. It is a transcript of the gene SPACA3, whose product is annotated as sperm acrosome associated 3. Gene Ontology annotation, biological process: fusion of sperm to egg plasma membrane involved in single fertilization. The transcript has 4 exons. Gene Ontology annotation, cellular component: acrosomal vesicle; sperm flagellum. Gene Ontology annotation, molecular function: lysozyme activity. NCBI's taxonomy places the organism in Eukaryota, Metazoa, Chordata, Mammalia, Dermoptera, Cynocephalidae. The coding region runs from base 43 to 534 and encodes 163 amino acids. The record is from RefSeq and is a predicted model, not a curated record.